Molecule: messenger RNA, 1515 nt
Organism: Triticum urartu
Lineage: Eukaryota; Viridiplantae; Streptophyta; Magnoliopsida; Poales; Poaceae
Product: GDSL esterase/lipase At5g45910
Molecular function (GO): hydrolase activity, acting on ester bonds
Source: RefSeq, a predicted model, not a curated record
AUUUUUGGUAACUCGUGGACAACAACGCUUACUUGCUCUGAUUUUGAUGGGAGAAAUUUGAGGCAGCCUCCAGCUGCGGGAGCUGCUCCCCGCUGAAUCGUAGGCCGCGGCGAGGUGUCGUCAGGCCAUGGCCACCAAGAUGCGCAAGCUGCCGAGCGCCGUUUUGCUGUUCCUCUUGGUCGCGGACCUGGGAUGGGCAUGGGCGCUGAUCCCUUCUUCCUCCCCCGCAGGCCUCUCCGCCAGGCGCUACGACUCCAUCUUCAGCUUCGGCGACUCCUACGCCGACACCGGCAACAACCCCGUCGUCUUCGCCGCCAACUCCGUCUUCAACGUUGUGACGCGCCCACCCUACGGCUCCACCUUCUUCGGCCGCCCCACCGGCCGCAACUCCGACGGCCGCCUCAUCAUCGACUUCUUCGCUCAACGCCUGGGCCUGCCGCUCGUCCCGCCGUCCCUGGCGCACAACGGGAGCUUCCGCAGAGGCGCCAACUUCGCCGUCGGGGGCGCCACCGCUAUCGACGCCGCUUUCUUCCACGACGGGUCCGAUCCCGGCAACAAGUUCCCUCUCAACACCAGCCUGGGCGUCCAGCUGCAGUGGUUCCAGGCUCUCAAGCCUUCCCUCUGCCGCACCACCCAAGAGUGCAAAGCAUUCUUCGGCAGAUCCCUCUUCUUCGUGGGCGAAUUCGGGGUCAACGACUACCACUUCUCCUUCCCCACCAAGAGCCUGCAAGAGAUCACGGCGUUCGUUCCAGAUGUGAUCAGGGCCAUCUCAAUGGCAAUCGAGAGGCUGAUCAAGCACGGGGCGACGAGUUUCGUCGUCCCCGGGACAAUCCCCUCAGGGUGCACGCCGCAGUUCAGCAGCUACCUCGCCAAAGACAACCCGGCAGAAUACAACUCCACCACCGGCUGCCGGGAAGAUUAUAACAAGCUAGGGAUGCACCACAACCUGCUGCUGCAGGAGGCCCUGGAGAAGCUCCGGGGCAGGCACCCGGACGCCAUGAUCGUCUACGCCGACCUCUUCGGCCCCAUCAUGGACAUGGUUGAGUCACCUCGCAAGUAUGGGUUUGAAGAAGACGUUCUUACCAGCUGUUGCGGAGGGCCCGGGACACUUGUCUGCGGCGACGAAGGUGCCAAUGUAUGUGAGAAACCGGCUGCUCGUCUGUUCUGGGAUGUCGUCCACUUGACGGAGGCGGCUUACCGCUACAUCGCCGAUGGCUGGCUGGGCAGCAUAGACUCCCCUGCAGCUGCAAGAGAGAGCAGGUAUCAGUUAGUGAGGUAGCAGAAGCUGCUCUGCUUCAUGGACUGUUGGCUAUGUGGAGUCUGGCCUGUCUGAACCGAAAUACACUGGAGAUGAAAUGUAAGCAUGCAAGUUUAUUUUGGAAACCACUUGCUGUUCUUUUCGGAGCUACAUUUCUCGGUUAAGUUGAUCGGCUGGAUCUGAUCUGGAAAUUCCUGAUUACAACAUUGAGACACUUAUCUUGGAUCGAAGGGAGUAAUAUAUUUUAGAGCCAAAAA